Messenger RNA from Xenopus laevis (African clawed frog), 1704 nucleotides. Its product is annotated as fibrous sheath CABYR-binding protein. The record is from RefSeq and is a predicted model, not a curated record. Bases 1 to 1644 code for a protein of 547 amino acids. NCBI's taxonomy places the organism in Eukaryota, Metazoa, Chordata, Amphibia, Anura, Pipidae. The transcript has 6 exons.
AUGGAGAGAUGUCCCAGCUCCAGUCGGCCCUGCUCCAGGGCCCGCGGCACAGAGAAUGAGAAAACAUCACCGGAUUUAUCUGCCACCAGGAUAUGGUUCCCACAGGGAGAGAAGAACCAGCCUCUUGUUAUCAUCUGUGAGGGCAAAAUAUUCCCCCGAAGGUGUUGGGCGUUUAUUAGUUACCCGACUCGGUGCCCCAGGAGCCGGCUACCCCCGGUGAUUGCGAGACUACCGGGUCCCACGCGCAGCAUCUCCUUUCCUGUCCGGCACCACUCACGUGUCUGUGUUUCCCGGCGCGUCACAGUGACGUUACUUGUGGUCACCAGACACCGCGUCAUCAGUGCGCACCUGAAUCCCAGGGUCAGAAUGGCGGCUCCGGCUGGGAGAGUUGUGCGCCAGGUGGUGCUUCUGCGCAGGAUCAGUGUCACUCCGGCCCGAGGAGCCAGCGGUGCAGGUAAGGGAUCCCCACAGUACAGAGCAAGCAAGACAUUGGUUUCUUUUCCAGUUAAAUUCUCUGCAGCUUCCCAAGAUUCAGUGACAAGUGAGGACAGAAUCAAUGUUCUCUCCAAACUCACCCGACCUGCAGCAUCCAUUGCUCUUCAGGAACUAGGAGAUCAAGGGCCAGGAGAACAUGUACCUGGUAAGAGUUUAGGACCAGAAGGGAAGCUCCACCCUGGAGAUGAAGGGUCACAGGAGAAAGUAAAGAGUGUGGGCAAUGUACCUGAGUGGGACGAGGAUUCAUCAUCCAGUUAUAGUUCUGACUCUGAAGAUGAAGGAGACAAAGGUGCACAGUUGAAGGCUGCACAUGAAGCACCAGGUGUCAAAGAGAAUGGAUUCUCCUCUGUUCACCCUGAGCCCAAAAAAUCUGAUCCUAGUGGGGAUUUGCUAAACCAGGAUGGAAUGUCUUCAGCCACAGUUCAUCCAGAAAUACAGCCAGAAGAGGGCUUUUCUGGGGACAAAACUGAGCCAUUGAUUGACCAUGCGCCUGUCAUACACGCCAAGGGAGAGACACAAGGCGAAGACUCUCCACAGAAGACUGAGGUCUCUGCUGAAAUUGUUCCAUUAGCAGAGUCACCAGAUCCUGAAGGAGCUGAGAUUGAGAGAUCUGUACCAGAUGCUGGGCCUGUGGUACAUUCAAAAUCUCAGCCAGGAGAGGAAAGCAGAAGAGAUGACUGUGAGCAACUACUGGACCAGGCGCCAGUCAUACACACUGAGGGAUUGGCACAAGAAAAAGCUCCAGAGAAGCUUGGUGCUCCAGUUGGAGAUGUUCCAUUAACUGAGGCACCAGGUCCUGAAGCAGUUGAGAUGGAGAGGUCUGGAGAAGACACCAAGCCAUCAGGGGAAGCCUCCCCAGCUGCUCAGAGCGCAGCCCCUCCAGCUGAAGUGUGUGAGGCAAAUCCUGUGGGUACAGAAGAAGAAAAUGCAUCAAAAUCAUCUGCACCUCCUCCUCCUCCUCCUGCUGCCGCUACUGCUUCGGUCCCUCCAGCUGUUCCAGUUGUGGAAGAGGCUCCGUCUGACAACUCAAAGUACCAGAACCUGCAGCAUUACUCCUACACGCCAUAUACCUUUGUGGAUUCUGACUUGGAGCUCUCAAAGUCCCGCUUACCUCAGCCUUCAGCAGGAAGACCUUCCCCUCGCCACUGAACCUGUGGCAAGCUACUAAAUGUGUGCUACUCUGUGCAAUAAAUCCUGUAUAUACCAUUA